Propithecus coquereli (Coquerel's sifaka) is the source of this 1102-nucleotide messenger RNA. RefSeq names its product gamma-aminobutyric acid (GABA) A receptor, alpha 6 (gene GABRA6). The transcript is spliced from 6 exons. The coding region runs from base 338 to 1063 and encodes 241 amino acids. Gene Ontology annotation, biological process: gamma-aminobutyric acid signaling pathway; regulation of postsynaptic membrane potential; chloride transport. The record is from RefSeq and is a predicted model, not a curated record. Gene Ontology annotation, cellular component: postsynapse; synapse; GABA-A receptor complex. Gene Ontology annotation, molecular function: benzodiazepine receptor activity; inhibitory extracellular ligand-gated monoatomic ion channel activity; GABA-A receptor activity. NCBI's taxonomy places the organism in Eukaryota, Metazoa, Chordata, Mammalia, Primates, Indriidae.
AUUUGAUUAUUGUCACUGCUCUCUGACCAUGCACUGUCCCUUCAGACUCUCAUUACCCAACUGAGUCAUUCGGAGGAGGCUGGUGUCUGCAGGACGUAGUCUAAGACCAUAAACCACUGUGUUCCAAGUGAAAAGACAGAAACAGGAAAGAAGAGAGCCAGGGGAACAUUCAAAGUUUUCUGGCAACUUCUAUAUCUGUUGGAUUACGGAUUGGAAGCAAACAAGGAACAGGAAUAUGAGUGGUCUGGAAGAUCUCUCUAGUUGAUCGGCAAAGGAGGGCUAGUUGGAGGGGAGAAACCAGGAGAAGGGUCAACGGGGCAUUUCAGUACACCCUAGUAUGGCAUCGCCUCUGCCCUGGCUAUACAUUAUUCUAUGGCUGGAAAAUGCCCUAGGGAAACUUGAAGAUGAAGGCAAUUUCUACUCGAAAAACAUCAGUCGGAUCUUGGACAAUUUGCUUGAAGGCUAUGACAAUCGGCUGCGGCCAGGAUUUGGAGGUGCUGUCACUGAAGUCAAAACAGACAUUUAUGUGACCAGUUUUGGGCCUGUGUCAGAUGUGGAAAUGUUCUCAGGUGAAUAUGUAAUAAUGACAGUUUAUUUCCACUUGCAAAGGAAGAUGGGCUACUUCAUGAUACAGAUAUAUACUCCUUGCAUUAUGACAGUCAUUCUUUCCCAGGUGUCUUUCUGGAUUAAUAAGGAGUCUGUGCCCGCAAGAACUGUCUUUGGUAUGCCUCACACUUCGUGCUCCACUUCCCUUCAUCCUCCACCUCUCAUCGCUUGUGUAUUUUGGCAUCCUGAUUCCAGAUAUCAUCUGAAGAAAAGAAUCACUUCUCUGACCUUGCCAAUAGUUCCAUCCCCUGAGGCCAAUAAAGUCCUCACUAGAGCGCCCGUCUUGCAACCAACGCCUGCCACGCCACCACCACUCUCGCCAGCCUUUGGAGGCACCAGUAAAAUAGAUCAGUAUUCUCGAAUUCUCUUCCCAGUUGCAUUUGCAGGAUUCAACCUUGUAUACUGGGUAGUUUAUCUUUCCAAAGACACAAUGGAAGUGAGUAGCAGUGUUGACUAGCUUGCAGCCAGGACAACCUGUAAUCUAUAGGUUCUUAUU